Messenger RNA from Stylonychia lemnae, 1296 nucleotides. Lineage: Eukaryota; Ciliophora; Spirotrichea; Sporadotrichida; Oxytrichidae. The record is from the annotation of a GenBank genome assembly.
AUGAUAUUUUCCUUGAAUAAAAGUCCAUCUAAAAAUGAAUCAGCAUUUAAAUAAACAUCUUCUACUUCAAAAUUCAGAGAUAAAUCUAAUAAGCCAAUUUUGAAUGGGAGAGCAUAAAGAUGGCAAGCAGUAGAUUCCCAUUGCAUAAUUAAAUAAAGCUAGGAAACUAAGUCAUCACAAUAUAAUAGUCCUUCUAGGGAAAGAUCAUCUAAUGAUUCAGUGUAAAAAUUGCGAUAAAAAGGGCACAAAAGUGAUUUUAGUUUUGCAGACAAAGAGCUUUCCUAAAUUAUUCAUUAGUAAAAAUAAGAAAAAGUUGAUUAUUAUCAUUAAAACAUAAGUAAGGCUAUAAAAUUGACUAAAAAUGAGGACACUGUUGACUUAGCUCUAUGGAAAAAUGCAAUAUUCUAUAAGAGUAUAGCUCUAAUAAAAGAACAAAGAGAAAAAUUGAAACAAAAGAUUGACCCUAAUUAUAUUUCAAGCAAUAUCAAACCUAAAGUUAAAACAUUUAGAUAGAAAUCUCCAAAACCACAAAUUCUGAAAAAAUAAGGAAAUAAUAUUAGAUGCAAGAGUGCAGAUGUAGUUGCAGAAAGACAUUCAAAUUUUUCCUUUAAUAAUGAUGAUAAAAAUAAAGAUAUUGUCAAUGAAAUCAAUUAAAAAGACUCAGCAAAUUAGCAAACUUCUUUCUGUGAAGAUUAGGAAGAAUAAUAAAGAAGAGAAAAAUAUUUAAAAUAUACUAGAAAGCCAGAUCAAUCCAGUGAGUAGCAUCUCCUGGUAAUUAUUUCCAAAUUCAGUCCAUUUUUGAUAAAGGAGAUUUCAGAUACUAAUGUCGAUUAAAUAGAUAUAAAUAAAGUAAAAAGAGAAGAAAUUGAAUCUUUGGCCAAUUGUUUCAUGCAGUUAGUCAAUUUGAUUAUAUAUGAGAGAUAGGAGCUAAGCUAAGGAUGGGAGUAACUUUAAGCAUAUUGCCAUCAUUCAUAUGAUGCUUUCUAACACUUUUUGAUUCUUAAAUCUUGUGCUGACCUUUAAAAGUUUGGAAUAGAGUCUAUUGUUGAGACUGAAAAAAUGUUCUUGAAUUCACUCGGUGAAGUGUGCAUUUUUAAUUUGCCUAAAUGUCUAUUCAUUCUCUAUCAGCUUUGCUAAAGCUUGAUAAACUACAUUUAUGAUCUGUAUGGCUAUACACAUAUUAAAACUUAAAGAGAAAGAAAGAGCAAAAGCCAGAUGAAUAGAGUGUUUUAAUUAGAGUUGAUAGAAGAAAUCAACGAGGAUGAUCAUCUGAAAACUCCUAAAUUCUUUUAAUGA